This is a messenger RNA of Bombina bombina (fire-bellied toad), 4114 nucleotides long. RefSeq lists its product as uncharacterized. The transcript is spliced from 5 exons. NCBI's taxonomy places the organism in Eukaryota, Metazoa, Chordata, Amphibia, Anura, Bombinatoridae. Bases 93 to 893 code for a protein of 266 amino acids. The record is from RefSeq and is a predicted model, not a curated record.
CCGAAGUCCCUAAAUUCUACAGGGGAACCAUUUAUGAUACAACACCGUAUCAUUCACUUCACAACUGAGAACCAAGGCAGUAAGUGAGGACCAUGUAUCUACCAUUUCUUCUGUAUAAGAUUUCACUGACCAUGGGUGGCAUUAAGGAGGAUUUCCUCUGGGUCAUGGCCUUGUGUGCACUUGCAGAAACCCGUUAUGUUCGUGUUGGGUCAGAUGUAUCCUUCUGUGGCUUGAGAUGUCCUAACCUAUAUGGUGUACUGGAGCUGUACUGUAAACCCAGGACCCCUUUAUUGGCGCUGCACUGUGACGAUAAUUACACAAACGUCCGUGAUAAUUUCAUAAACAGACUUGACCUAAACAUCUCCAGCGGCUGUUGUGUGCUGAGAGAGGCUCAGAAGGAGGACACCUGUGUGUAUGAGAUUGAGUUCCACAGCAGCCCAACAAGGAUACUGCGCUCUACACCCAUCACUGUAAUAGAACCAGUUGUGAUAUCGAACAUAACCAGUAACUCCAGUGAACCGGGGUCAGACAUCUCUCUGCACGUCCUGUUCUCUGGAGAAGAGACCACUGUGACCUGGGAGAUGGAUAGUGAAGACGUCCCUGCUAGAUACCAGCUGAGAGACCAGAACAGGACGCUGAUUAUCCCAAGUGCGCAGAGGGAAGACGCCGGAAAGAGAUUCAUGGUCAGGGUGACAAACCCAGUCAGUGAGGGGACCUGGGAACAUGUGCUGGAGAUCAGAGGUGAUAGUGAACAUCUGGAAUCGCACUUUAGCCGUAGACUUGGAACCCUAUGUGCAGCUGUUUUUUGUGUGGUGCUUUGCACUUCCUGCUUCCUUUAUCAAUUUUAUAUUAAUCAUCGCAGAUCAGGAGGAAAUACUGGAGCCCAGGUCUGAUCUUCACCCAACCUGCUGUUCUGUGCCCAUCGUGAAGAAAUAUCUGUUAUGUACAUUACCACUUUCUGUUUAGUAUGCACUUUAUAUACAAUGUUUUGCACAUCACGGAAAUUACAGGGAAGGACAUCUUUAUAUAGAGCUUAUUUGUGAGCAAACUAAAAUGCAUCAAAUUUCUAAUACUAUGUCUAGGCUAAUAAGGUAUUAACAAACCAAUUUAAUCUUAAAGGGACAGUCUACUUGAAAAUGUUAUUGUUUAAAAAGAUAGAUAAUCCCUUUUAUUACCCAUUCCCCAGUUUUUCAGACCCACCACUGUGAUAUUAAUACAACUAUUACCCCUGUGAUCACCUUGUGUCUAAGCCUCUGCAGACUGCCUCUUUAUCUCAUUGCUUUUGAGACUUGCAUUUUAGCCAAUUAAUGCUGACUCUUAAAUAACUCCACAUGAGUCAGCACAAUGUUAACUAUAUGACACACAUGAACUAGUACUGUUUAACUGUGAAACACUGUCAAAAGUUGGUUUUCAAUGGUUUAGAAAUCAGUUUGAGCCUACCUAGGUUUAGCCUUUAAAAAAGAAUGCCAAAAGAACAAAGUAAAUUUUAAUAAUUAAAGUAAAUUGGAGUCAUGAAAGUUUAAUUUUGACUAGACUGUCCCUUUAAGUAUAAAGAGACAUGAAAUACCUUUAGAAGAAAAUAACAACAACCAAACGCUAAACCCCAAAAAAGUAAGAUUGUGUAUAUAUGUUAUGUAUAUUUAUAAUGUAUACGUGAUUCCCCUAAGGUCACACUAAGAUUAUCCAUGAGCUAAACAAUCAGGGACGUGCAAAUCAGGGGAGGCACAGCCUCUUCUGUCAUGAAAAUAAAAAACUUAGCAAACUUAGAAGGUGCUGUAUGGAGCACUCACCCACUGUCUGUCAGGUCAGGAAUCGCAUUUCAUCACUAAGCCAAUCAGAGUAAAGCUCUCAUAUCUGCUUCUUGGGGUGAGCGUGACAGUUUGAGCGCAAUUUACUGCCUCGCUCUACUCUGCACUGCGUGCCCUGUGUGGGCGGGGCUACACUUAUACAGUUCCCCAUGUAGAGGGCUGCAGGAGCUUGCAAUACAGGGUAGCAUCAGUCAUUGUGCUAUUUUGGCUGCUGGCUCCCUGGCUGUGCUUUUUUUACAAACUUCUGCAAACAGCAGCUGUGGCUUUAAGAGGGCGGAGCUUCAGCCUUUCACUCCCUCCCUCUACUAGCUAGAUUGGCAGAACUUUACUGGGAUGUGCUUAAAGGACCAUCAUACACUCAUUUUUUCUUUGCAUAAAUGUUUUGUAGGUUAUCUAUUUAUAUAGCCCAUAAAGUUUGUUUGUUUUUUAAAAAUGUAUAAUUUUACUUAUUUAUAAAUAACAUUGCUCUGAUUUUCAGACUCCUAAGCAAGCCCCAAACUUUUAUGACAAUACUGAUGUAUACCUUCUCCAGCUUGCUCCUGUGUAAAGGGUCUUUUCAUAUGCAAAAGAAGGGGGGGGGAUGUCUUAUUUCCCACUUGCAGUGGGCUUUCCAACUGCCUUUUCAACAGAGUUAAACUGAGAGCUUCUAAGUACGUUUUUAAACCAUUUUAUACUGGAUUUUUAUAUCAGUAUCUGUGCAUCUUAUUCUUUAUAGUAGUGUCUAUUACAUGCAGUUAUAUGAAAAUUAGUGUAAACUGUCCAUUUAACUCUCACAGCUGCUGUGAUAGCUCUGAUGUGAAGGUGCUAAGGAGCCUUGGUAAAGUAUUUAUUAUACAAGCAUUUAAGCCCUUGUGCUCAGUCUAUUUGUUGUUUAUAAUAUUUGUGUUAAAGCCUUCAUAAACAAUGUUAUAUAACUAUACUGAACACAAUAUUUAUUUAUACUUUUGAUUUCUGAGUGGCAGAAAAUUAGCUCCGCCAUUCGUUGGGACUCCUCAUAUAUAUAUGUAUGUGUGUACAGUAUAUUUUAUUGAAAAAGAUAGGGCUAUAUGUAUAUGUAUGUGUGUACAGUAUAUUUUAUGUGAAAAAGAUAGGGCUAUUUAAUGUUCUUAAAUUCUGAUAAAUUUGUAUUAUUUGUCUGGUACAAGUACAAAAUACAUAACUAAUGAAAACUCGCUUUUAAUGCAAAUAUAUCAAAUUGAUUUACAUUGAUAAUUUUAGUCAGCAUUAACUGUUAACAAUGAUUUAAGCUGCUGAUUAAAGCCAUCAACAUUUUUAUAAUAAAUCUGCACCAAAACUGCAUUUUUUAAAAAUUAUUUUUGUAUAAAAACACAUUUAGAGCAGAUUCUUUAAACACAUUGAUGGUUUUUCAAGCAGUUCAUUUACCAGUUAAUACAUCUGCUGAUCAAAGCCACAUAUUUUUUUAAACUGCAUCUAAAACUCUGGGGGGUUUUUGUUAUUAUUUUAUGUGAAAAUAUUUUUUAUUAACAUGUCAACUUUAAACAUUCUACAUGCUGUUUUACAAAGAAUUACAUCUGUAAAAUACCAGAUAGUUAGAGACAUUCCAGUCAAAAUUUAAAUGUACAUAGAUUUAUUGCAUCUUUAAAUAGAAACAUAUUUACAAUAUACAUUUAUUGGCAAAAAUGCUUCUAGUAAGAGUAAUCACUGUUUUAGUGUGAACAUUUUUCUCUGCAUGUGAAGCAUAGCUAGAUAUUGUCACUGCACUCACAUUUAAAAUAAUGCAGCUGCUCAGAGCACCAGUGGGGCUUGUAUCAUGUCAGCAAAUUAACAAAUUGAGUCGUUACCAGAUAGUACAAGCACUUUAUGCUCUCCGAACAAGUGUUGUGUUUAAAAUGCUGCUGCACAGUGCAUACUUAAAUACAAUUUGAAACAGCUAUAGCUUUUAUUAGAAUCAUGUUUGCUAAUGCAUGUAUAUUACAAAAAUGUUUAUGUUCAAUACCGAAAUGCACCUAUGUAGUUUCUAAUUUUGGCUGGAAUAUUCCUUUAAGCACAGUCAAUCUAAAUACUAAUCCUUGUUCAUAUUGUAUUGUAGAUAUACAGUGCUGUGAAUUAGUUACCAAGUUUUGAUUGUCAAUUUGAAUCAAAAUCUCAUUUCUUUCUUGGCGUAUCUUUACUAGUAUGUUGUUCACUUAGACCUAUAAUUAUUUUCCUUGGACCAGCGUUUAUCUUAAUCAGUACAGUGAAUUAAUAAUAUCUGGUAAAUUAUCUAGAAAGAAUGUUGGCUAUAUAUAAUUUUACACAACUUUAUAACAAAGAACUUUACAAAAAUAAAUUUUGGUAACUGAAAA